Molecule: messenger RNA, 735 nt
Organism: Teleopsis dalmanni
Lineage: Eukaryota; Metazoa; Arthropoda; Insecta; Diptera; Diopsidae
Product: heterochromatin protein 1-like
Exons: 1
Coding region: 1-735 (244 amino acids)
Cellular component (GO): nucleus
Source: RefSeq, a predicted model, not a curated record
AUGCAGAAGUCGGAAGAACCAACUGCAACCGCUAGCUUAGUAACUAAGAAGAAAACUCGCAAAACAGAAAAAGCAGCAAAUGAUAAAUCUUCGGAUCAAAAUAUGGUAAACGAGGCGAACGCAGAAUAUAUGGAUGAUAAAGUUGAAGAAGAAGCCGGCGCUGGCCAAAAGCCUAAGGGACAUACUAGAUCAACUCGUUCAUCAAGUUCAGCCAACAACAAGCGUAAGUCCGAAGAACUAAUUACAAGUAGCGGAGGAUUAGUAAUUAAAAAGAAACCUCGUAGAAUUAAUAAAUCUUCGGAUCCAAAUAAGGUGAACGCGGUGAACGCAGAAUAUGUGGCAAAGGAGGUUAAAGAAGAAGCCGACGCUGGGAAAAAAACCAAAGCAUAUACAAGAUCAACUCGUUCAUCAAAUUCGGCCAACAACAAGCGUAAGUCGGAAGAACUAAGUAAAAGUCGCACUACUUCAGUAACUAACAAAAAAACUCGUAAAGAUAAAGAAAUAGCUAAAUCUUCAGAACAAAAUAAGUUAUAUGGCUUUGACAAAGGCUUAGUUGCUGAAAAAAUUCUUGGUGCAUCGACCUCUAAUGGUUUACUUGAAUUCCUUAUUCAAUUUAGAGGAGUUCAGCAGCCAGAAAUGAUUCCCGCAUCAGUGGUUAAUUUAAAAAUACCACAAAUGGUUAUUAAAUUUUAUGAGCAACACAUUGUGUUGUAUUCGGAUAACGAACCUAACUAA